GUGGCAAUGCUGUGUCUUGAGUGAGGGAGCCCGGAUGUUAUAUGGCGUCUGGCCUUUUUGGAAACACUUAAACUUAAAUUUCGUAAACUCGUUUCGUAGAAGAAAGAGCUGUUUCAGCUCUAAAUCUAAUCUCUUGUAGAUCAUUGCAUUGAUGGUAAUGCAUGCUAGAAAACUACCAAGACUGGAUGAUGGGUAUUUCGAUAAACAUCAGUCCCACCCUUACCAGGCUAGUACCAAGUAUAGUAAUUCCAAAGGAAACUAUGAUCGAUACAAUGAUCGAACACGCGACUCGCCCAACGGGACAGGGCUACGUUCUGAUAGCCCCAACUCUUUUGGUGAUAGCCCCAGAGACAGAAGCUAUGUGCACAAAGGAUCUUAUACGCAACGGAUACGGGAUAAGGAAAGAGACAGAGACAAUCGGUCUCCUCGUGAAAGAGAGCGACCAAGAGACUCAGAUAGACGCAAUAACCACGAUCGAGGAUCCACAGAAGAAAAGCCUCAACGAGUCGGUGAUUGGACAGAACACGUCAGCUCGUCGGGAAAGAAAUAUUACUACAAUUGUAAAACGGAAGUCUCUCAGUGGGAGAAACCUCGCGACUGGGUUGAUUGGGAGAAGGAAAAGGAACAUGAGCGCGACAGAGAGCGCUACAGACGUGAUAGGGAUCGUGAUCGCGAACGAAAGUACGACCGGCAAUCCUAUUCGUCGUCUCGUAACAGUAGUAGUGGUCCGUCUGAAAGACAUUCCAAUUUUAGUCGUUCUGGUACUAUGUCGAAUAGUAACAACAAUAGCAGUGGCAGUAGUAGCAAUGUGGCAUCAUCUCGUUCAACGGAGAAUCGAGAUAAUCAUAGAACUCAUCAGCCUCCGCCAUCGGUGCCGGAACAGCCGCAGUCCAGAAGACACAGCUACGAACGACCUAGCCAAGAUAUGGACAUUUCCCCGGCGGAUAGCACGCCGACUUCCGAGGCCUCCGGACCAAAAGUCGCCACACCUUACACGCCUGACCCACGGUUAACUCCGACCGCUGGUUCUGCUGCGCCUGUUUCAUUAGCUACUGCUCUGCCACGUCUACUGUCUCAUCCACCGACCAGCACUCCAAUUCAACUCAUAAGACCCUCCUCUCAAACUCCGAAUGCCUCGACAAGUCGGGCUCCUAGUUUGAUGUCGCCGUUACAGGCUGGCUCCUCCAUGCCGACGACGACGUCAACUGCUACAACGACCAGUCUAUCAUCCCUCCAACAGCUUUUAACCCAGUUAACUCGAUCAUCUGUCUCAGGAACUGCCAUCAAUCCUGCGAUACAGUCUAUGCUUACGGCUACUCUCGGAAGAAUGGGGAAUAUCACUGCUCUAGGUUCGCUACAAAAUUUGGAACACAUGGAGCUUCCAGCACACGAAGUCUUGCAGUCCUUGCAGACGCUGCUCUCUUCUUCACAGAUUGCUGUUCCCGCCUCGAAUGUGGCGACACUACCAAAGAACAUGAAUUCGUUAGGAGUAUCUUCUUCACACUUAACGGACGGUUGCCAUGGUCUUUCCGCUCCGACGCCCCUGGAAGGUGAUCCUGCCAACGGACCUCCUACGCCAACUCAUUCGGAAAGACUUGAAGCAGAUUUUCGUCGAGGUAAUUCGACUAUCCGAUCCGACCUUGUUUGGAGCCCAGCGACAAGUUUAAGUUCCCUCUCGGCAGCAGCGGCAAGUUUACGGCCAUCUGCUGCAUCCAGCCAUGCUUUAACACCUUCACUAGCCUCCCAUUAUAGGCCGGAUUUGAUUUCUCACGUGACCGGAUGGCCCGCGGAGCUGUUAGAAAAACAGGCGACGAAAGUGAGCGAAGAUCUACACACCAUUGGCAAUCUUCAUGUAACUAAAGUAUCGGCUGAACUGAAGAUGGCGCGGUCUUUGGUCCGAGUAGCUGAUAUUCAAGCCACUCUGCAGGAGCAACGGAUUCUCUUCUUAAGACAACAGAUGAAGGAGCUGGAGGAAUUAAAGCCGCCCAAUCAUUUUAUGUCGGACUAAAUUUUUUCUCUGCUGGAGGAAAAAAUAGCUAGCUCGAUUUUCUUUCGUCUUAAAACCAGAAUAAUAUUUUUUUUUUUUACUCUCGCGGAACCGUUUUGUAUUUCCUCGGUGAAAUCUGUUUUCUCUUUCUAUCGAUUCUUUCGGGGCGAAGUAACACAUCAAAAGCCGGCCAUUGCAGGCACGUGUGUGCUGCGUUGAAUGGAUUGCGACUCAGAAGGAUGUUGGUAUCUCAUCAGUAAGAUAACAAAAGACGAGCCUGUCAGUGACAGAAGCUGUAUUUAUUCUCAUGUAAUUCUGUAGUUUCUACUGGUCGGGUCCGUAAACAAAAACACAAAAAAAAAAGAUUUAAUUGCCAAUUUUUCCAUUCGCUCCGAAUUAGUUUUGUUUUCUUGGCCUACUCCCUCGUUUGUAUUGUUUCCCACCCGAUUUCUUUCUUUUUUUGUCCGUGACGCAGUUUAUAAUUUUCCUCCCUUUUUCUGUAUAAAAUUUUCGCCCUUCCUGGAGAAAAAAACAUAUUUCGUCCGCUUA
Messenger RNA from Daphnia pulicaria, 2536 nucleotides. It is a transcript of the gene wcy, whose product is annotated as WW domain-containing adapter protein with coiled-coil-like. Gene Ontology annotation, molecular function: RNA polymerase II complex binding; chromatin binding. Gene Ontology annotation, cellular component: nucleus. Lineage: Eukaryota; Metazoa; Arthropoda; Branchiopoda; Diplostraca; Daphniidae. Gene Ontology annotation, biological process: positive regulation of TORC1 signaling; regulation of autophagy. The transcript is spliced from 9 exons. The coding region runs from base 152 to 2008 and encodes 618 amino acids. The record is from RefSeq and is a predicted model, not a curated record.